Nakaseomyces glabratus is the source of this 807-nucleotide messenger RNA. RefSeq names its product Add66p (gene ADD66). Gene Ontology annotation, cellular component: nucleus; cytosol. The record is from RefSeq and is a predicted model, not a curated record. Gene Ontology annotation, biological process: proteasome assembly. NCBI's taxonomy places the organism in Eukaryota, Fungi, Ascomycota, Saccharomycetes, Saccharomycetales, Saccharomycetaceae.
AUGACUGCCAAACUAAUCAUACCAUUAAUUGGGACGGGUAAUGUCCCACAAUUAUCAAUUGACUUGUUAUUACAUUCAACAAAUUCAUUUAACUAUGUGAAAAGGAUAGAUUCUAAGUUUUGUUACCCAUUUAGUGGUCCUUUGGACCAUGCUGCUGGUGAAGACCCUAAACUGUACAAUGGUAAGACUUUGUUUUCAUCAGCAAUUGAGCUUUUUAAGCAGAAGGAUGAACAAAUAUACGUUAUACAGCAACGUACUCCUAUAAUACCCGGGUAUUUGAAUAAUUUCAUAGUCGAAACUUUGAUCCCAGUGUUACAUGAAUAUCAGAUCACAGAACUUAUAGUGUUAGACUCCUUUGGGGCACUUGACGGUGUUGUAGAAUCAUUAAAUGGAUCCGGGUCAUUUUUCAAUGUUGGGACUUGCAAUUUAAGCUCAGUUAAUGACCUAAUACAACAGUUUGAUGAUCACCUAAAUCUGAGAAAUAAUGGACAAGUAAAUAGAGUCAAAGCUUUCAACUUCGACGACAAAGGUAUUCAACAAGAUAUCACAACGGAGCAAGAUAUUUUUAAAGUGGUUUAUCAUCUAACGAACACCUCAAACCUGCAGCUAAAUAAAAUAAAAUAUUACUCAACAUUUGUUCAUGAAGGUGAUAAUUCGGAAGAUGCGUAUACUUUUUAUAACAAUCUCAUGUUAGCACAACCUGAAGUUUUCCCCAGAAUUGACGAAUUUCAUCCACCUGUAUCAUGGAAAGGUGUUUACGGAUUCACACCUAUCAGGUCUGCAUACGAUGAAGGUCUCUAUACCUGA